This is a messenger RNA of Paramecium tetraurelia, 672 nucleotides long. RefSeq lists its product as uncharacterized. The transcript has 3 exons. The record is from RefSeq and is a predicted model, not a curated record. Lineage: Eukaryota; Ciliophora; Oligohymenophorea; Peniculida; Parameciidae.
AUGACUUAGGAAACUUUGAGAUAGUUGGCUAGAUAACUCAAUAAAAACAAGUUUCUUAUUGCAAAACCUGCCACAGAUGUAUUCUAAUGUGUUUAGGCUUUUAUAUUGUUGGUUAAAGGAGUAAAAAUAUAGGAUUGGCUUCUGGCUUAAUUAUUGAUGAGCUGUAGCUUACCCUAGAUGGUGGAGACUAUUAUUGAAAAGAAGAUUGAUUAUGCAAAUGUUAUUUUGUGCAAAAAGCUUUAUCAAUUAAUACCUCAAUAGCAAAAUUCUUUAGGGAAACUUAUAUACUAAUUAAUAAGUUAAAGUUUAAAUUUUUUGGAAGGUGAAAGAGGCAAGUCUUAGAGAAGCAAAAGCACUAUUCUAAGGCACGAACCAAGCGUUUUAUGGUAAUAGCAUUAAUAAAAUAAUUUCAUUUUAAAAUAAGAAUGCUACUAAUCAAAGGUAAAAAUCAUAAAGAAUUAAAAAAUUAAGGAGGAAGAUGAAAAGAAAUUUGAAUUAUUAAAAGAAAAAAUGAAAAAAAUUAAUAAAAAUAGUUAUUUUAUAUCUCCUAGAAAAAUAUAAUUUGAAUAAUAGGAAAAGAUAAUUCUCAGCAAUAAUAAUUCAGAAAGACAACUUAUCCAUAACAAGUAAAUGAGAUCCCUAAGAUCUUUCAGAUCUUCAUUUUACGAUUGA